Rangifer tarandus platyrhynchus (Svalbard reindeer) is the source of this 321-nucleotide messenger RNA. NCBI's taxonomy places the organism in Eukaryota, Metazoa, Chordata, Mammalia, Artiodactyla, Cervidae. The record is from the annotation of a GenBank genome assembly.
AUGUUGCUGUCUGGAUCUGCUCACCACCCACAUCGUCCCUGCCCCAGCCCCAGCCCCAACCUGCCCAGGAUCUGGGGGCUUCGCUGGAGAGACCACGACCUUGACUGGCUCUGUUCCUGGCUGCAGCCAGCGCUGAGCGGAGAGGGCCGCUGGCCAGGACUGGGCAGCACCCACAUCCUGCAGAAGACAGGUGGUCCACAGGCAGAAGGGCCUGUUCAGUUCCUGUGGCAGAAAGGGAGGGUCCUGGCCUUCCCAGGCUCCAGGCCUGCGGCCCCACCUGCCUCGAAGCCACAUUCCCAUUCCCAAUUCAAGUUCACCUAG